ACAAAAUUUUUGAGCUUUAUUCUUUUGAGCUACCGAUUUUGCCGUUUUCGUGCAGUAAUUUCGAGAAAGCGUGGACCAUUUCUGGAUUCCAAAGCUGAAGAAGAUCCAAACAUUGUGAAGAUAGAAUCCGUUUACUAAUGGUGAUCGAUCGCUUUCUGAGUUUUGUGUUUAUCGAAUUCUGAAUUUGGUGUUGUCGCCAAUUAGUCAGACAGGACAGAAACUGGUUUUCUUUCUAUUUUGUUAGAAGCAUCGAAGAAUGAAAAUGUGAUGCAAGUGAAGGAAUGAAAGUGCGUUGUAGUUCUUCGUAUCACGACUUUGGCGUGCAUAGACUGUAGAUAGAUAUCAGAUAACAACCUGUAGUGGAAAUAUGAGAAGACCUAGUCAAAUGAUGAGGCUUCUAUUAACAUCCUUUUUCGGUGUUAUUGUUGGUUUCCUUAUGGGUAUUACUUUUCCAACCUUGACUUUAACUAAGAUGAAUCUUCCAUCCACAUUGUUUCCCUCGAUUGAUCUUGCAUACAUUGAGGAUAAAUACUCUGACAUAUCAAGACAAAGACUAUUUGGUUCUUGGUCUUCGACAAAAGGCCUCAAACUCAAGAAUGACAUCCCUGACCCUCCAUAUAACUAUAAUGACACUAAGAUAUGGGUUUCGACUAACCCCCGUGGUGCUGAGAGGCUACCACCAGAUAUAGUCACGCCUGAAUCAGAUUUUUACCUCCGUCGACUGUGGGGCGACCCUAAUGAGGAUUUAACAGUCAAGCAGCGGUAUCUAGUAACAUUUACGGUUGGCUAUGAUCAGAGGAAAAAUAUAGACACUGUGUUGAAGAAGUUCUCAGAUAACUUCUCUAUAAUGCUGUUUCACUACGAUGGCCGGGCAAGCGAAUGGGAAGAGUUUGAAUGGUCCAAGCGAGCCAUUCAUGUGAGCAUUCGGAAACAAACAAAAUGGUGGUACGCUAAGCGAUUUCUUCAUCCUGACAUAGUUGCCCCCUAUGAAUAUAUCUUCAUAUGGGAUGAGGAUCUUGGCGUGGAACACUUUGAUUCGGAAAAAUAUCUGGCGGUGGUGAAGAAGCAUGGUUUGGAAAUCUCACAGCCUGGAUUAGAGCCAUAUGAAGGGCUCACAUGGGAGAUGACCAAGAAAAGAGACGACACUGAAGUCCACAAGCAUGCUGAGGAAAGGAAUGGGUGGUGCACUGAUCCCAAUUUACCCCCUUGUGCAGCGUUUGUGGAGAUUAUGGCUCCUGUUUUCUCCCGCAAGGCAUGGCGCUGUGUGUGGCAUAUGAUUCAGAACGAUUUGAUUCAUGGAUGGGGUCUGGACUUUGCCGUUCGGAAAUGUGUUCAGAACGCACACGAGAAAAUUGGAGUUGUAGAUGCUCAAUGGAUUAUACAUCAAGGUGUUCCAUCAUUAGGGAAUCAAGGACAACCAGAGCAAGGGAAACAACCAUGGGAAGGGGUGAGAGAACGAUGCAGGAGAGAGUGGACAAUGUUUCAAGACAGAUUGGAUGAUGCUGAAAAAGCUUAUUUUGAAGCAUCUGCUCACAAGAAUGCUUCUUCACGGCCUCACGGGUAAUAAGGAAACAUAUAGUCUCUCCCUCCGACUUCCACUCUCUUUGUUUACCCUGUUAAUUUUGUUCCCGGAGCUGUGCUUUGAUUUCGUGUUUAUGGAAGAGAAUAGUCUGGUCGAGAGAAGAUAAAUUGUUAGCAGCUAAGCACAUUCAUUAACAUCUGAUUAGUCUUUCUUUUUUCUUUUCUUUUCUUAACUCUGUUAACUCUUAUUGUUGAUGAGAACUCCGGUGGAGAGUAGAGUUAGAGGUAGACAACAAUAAAAAAAGGGAGAUUAACUGUGAUGGGUAAGAAAUUAGGUGUUAUUACCAGAACACGACAGAACUUUUUUUAAUUACUGUUAUAUUUCGAGUUUUUUUUAUUACCCAGCGUGCCCCUACUAAACGUUACCGGAAAAAACGUAAUUACAGGGAAUGCCACUGCCACGUCAGAAUUUGCUGAUGUGGAUUAAAUGAACUCAGCCGGCUGAGUUACGGUAUGUUGCGGCUGACUUACGUCAAAAAUAUAUGAGUCAUAACAAAACGGCGAAGUAUGAGUAUAACUCAGCCAGACGUUACGGCUGAGUUGAAAAAUGUUGCCUGAGUUAUAGUAUAACUCAGGCAACGGUAUGGUUGAGUUAAGGAUGUUCGGCCGAGUUAUAAGAAGUUAUACGAUAACCCAGCCAACAAUAUGGCUGAGUUAUGAGAAAAAGGCUGACUUAUUUCCUCGACGCGGCCGAGUUAUAGUUUUGAUUGGCUUAGUUAUGGAAAGAUGUGACGGCUGAGUUAUGGUCGAGUGAUAUAAAUCAGCCGCUAAUAGCUGGAUUACGAUAUAACUCAGCCAUAACAUGGCUGACUUAUUUUUAAAAGAUUAAUUACUAUAAUAUCAUGCAGUUAUGGCCGAGUUGUUGAACGUUACGGUUGAGUUAGUUGAGUUACGACAUUACACGGCUGACUUAACUUUAUUUUUUUUCCUUUUUUAAUUACUGU
Molecule: messenger RNA, 2525 nt
Organism: Arabidopsis thaliana (thale cress)
Lineage: Eukaryota; Viridiplantae; Streptophyta; Magnoliopsida; Brassicales; Brassicaceae
Product: lysine ketoglutarate reductase trans-splicing protein (DUF707)
Exons: 15
Coding region: 368-1564 (398 amino acids)
Source: RefSeq, marked reviewed